AUGGCACGGUCUCAUACCUCGAGGAGUCAGCCUGUUGCUACCACGCGCAGGUUCAUAUACGAGAAGAACCAUGGCAUUGACAGUGCAGCAGUCGAGUCGCUUUUCAAGCCUGAUUCGUGGGUACUGAAUUCAAACUCGCUGUCAGACAGCCUUAGUGUGUUUGGAUUCAAUGUGUUUGUUGCGCUUGUUGUCGAUCUCCUGCAUGAGUUUGAACUAGGGGACCUGGUCCACGAGCUUGAUAGAAGGUACAGACAGGUUCCCCCAUUUGGGCCUGCAACAAUUAGGCAAUUCUCUGUCAACACCUCUGAAUUGUCAAACUUGGCUGCACGAAACUUUGAAGAUCUUCUUCAGUGUUCUAUCCCGGUCUUCAAAGGCCUGCUCCCCAAAGGUCACAAUAAAAUUAUCAUGGAUCUCCUUUUCAUCAUGGCACACUGGCAUGGACUUGCCAAGCUUCGCAUGCAUUCUGACCUGACUUUAGCGAUCCUCGACCAACAAAUGACCGAUCUCAGUGAACAAUUUCGUAAGUUUAAGGCGACAGUGUGCGCUGCGUACAGCACCCAGGAGCUCGAUCGUGAGGUUGAUGCGCAGUCUUGUCGGCAAGCAAAAGAUGCAGCUAAGUGGACGGAGACAGGCAAGGCGAAUGGCAUUGGGCGAGGAACUGCAGCAAGUACCAAUGCUAAAGGGAAACAGAAGGCCAGUGCAGAGCAGUUGCUGGAUACACCCUUACCAAGGCAACUGAGGAGAAAGAAGUCAUUCAAUCUUCAGACCUACAAGUUUCAUGCGCUGGGGGAUUAUGUGACUUCCAUCCGUCGCUUUGGAACCACAGAUUCAUACAGCACAGAGCCAGGGGAGUUGGAGCACCGCAUGCCGAAGGGUAGAUACCGCCGAACUGAUCACAGAGCAUUUGUUCAACAGCUAACUCAGAUUGAGCAGCAUCAAACGCGCUUGCACCGCAUUAAACAACGACAGCAACAACGGGCUUCUCAUGCAGAGUCAAACGAAACUGCGAGUGAUCCCCAGCUACACCACCACAUCAGCCAAAGUGAGAAGCUUUACAAUGAAGUUGGUCAUUACCUUCGCAGUCAUGUGGGAGAUCCUGCUAUGAAGGACUUCCUGCCGUGGUUAAAAGACCAUAUUCUGGACCGUAUUGGCCCAGGAGCUUCUGGACCUUCUAUGGAGAAAGCCACCCAUACCACCAAAGAACGUGCUUCCAUUCUCUUUAAACGUAACAGAAUCUAUCACCACAACCUGAAAGAGUACUACAUUAAUAGUUUUGUUGAUCGUGACGCCCUCAUGAGGUUUCAUUUUAGCCUCGGGGUAGGGCACGUUUACUCACAUAGUGCGGGGGUCUUAGAAGCUCGUAACUCCGCACCACAACAUGCCAGCCAGACAAGUGCCCAGGUGCAAGACAAAUGUAUUGAAGACAACCCAACAGAAAUCGCCCAACCAUCUGACGGAAAGUGGGAUGAACAGGAUGAAGAGGGCAAUUACCUUGGUGUCGAGGAGCUGUGUUUUUUUGGGCCGGAAAGGAAUGCAAGCACAGAAUCGAUUGUCGAGGCACUAGAUGAGAUGUUCAUGGACUGCACCCUCGAUUAUGAUUACGAAAAUUAA
Messenger RNA from Suillus paluster, 1611 nucleotides. RefSeq lists its product as uncharacterized. The transcript has 9 exons. The coding region runs from base 1 to 1611 and encodes 536 amino acids. NCBI's taxonomy places the organism in Eukaryota, Fungi, Basidiomycota, Agaricomycetes, Boletales, Suillaceae. The record is from RefSeq and is a predicted model, not a curated record.